This is a messenger RNA of Lobosporangium transversale, 702 nucleotides long. RefSeq lists its product as hypothetical. NCBI's taxonomy places the organism in Eukaryota, Fungi, Mortierellomycota, Mortierellomycetes, Mortierellales, Mortierellaceae. Gene Ontology annotation, cellular component: plasma membrane. The transcript has a single exon. The record is from RefSeq and is a predicted model, not a curated record. Gene Ontology annotation, biological process: proton transmembrane transport. Gene Ontology annotation, molecular function: voltage-gated proton channel activity. The coding region runs from base 69 to 695 and encodes 208 amino acids.
UUUUUUUUUUCUUUUUCAGGUCCACCUUUCCCUCAUCCUCCCCCAACAUCUCAUUCACAUUUCAGACCAUGGCACAACAGUCCUCCUAUGGGGCAAUCCCCACUGAAGACCCUGAGCAAAAUGUCGCGCCUGCCAACAACCAUGAGGACAACAAUGAUGAUGCAGCCUCAAACUACAGGAGGACGCGUCUCGAGGUUGGGGAGGUCAUCGAGUCCAAACGGGCUCAUGUCUUGAUCGUUUCCCUCACCAUCCUUGACAUCAUCCUGGUCAUCCUUCAGAUUGCUGCCACAUUGUUGGGACUGGACAAUAGUAAAGAUGCUCAUCAGGUCCUCGAGAUCUUUGCCCAUAUAUCCUUGGGGAUCGUGACCUUCUUUGUGGUUGAAAUCUUGCUCAAGGUCUUUGCUUUUGGUCUGGAUUACUUUUGGAUCAACAGUCCGUUCGGUCUGUUGCAUCUGGCGGAUGCCAUUAUUAUCUUCAUCUCCUUCUUCCUCGAGGUCUUCUUGACGGGUGCAGAACAAGAAUUGGGAGCGCUGUUGAUCAUCUUCCGUCUCUGGCGUAUUGUCAAGCUCACGGGUGCGGUGGCGAUCGAGACUGCAGAGCACAGUCAGGCUCGAAUCGUUCAAUUGGAAAGCCAAAUCAAGGAACUAGAACGCGAAAACCAGCGUCUUCGCGCCAACACAAUUGACCAAGUUUGAGAGAGGU